Messenger RNA from Chenopodium quinoa (quinoa), 1265 nucleotides. RefSeq names its product intracellular protein transport protein USO1-like. Bases 381 to 1157 code for a protein of 258 amino acids. NCBI's taxonomy places the organism in Eukaryota, Viridiplantae, Streptophyta, Magnoliopsida, Caryophyllales, Amaranthaceae. The transcript is spliced from 2 exons. The record is from RefSeq and is a predicted model, not a curated record.
AGUGAAUUUAACAAAAUUUUACGUGAAUCCGAAAAAAGAACCGAAAACGAAUCGGACAAAGUAUAUGGAGACUGUUUUCAUUCAGUGACAGAAGCCCCCCUUUUCUCCUGCUAAGAAUUUAUGUCAUUUAAACCCCCCUUUGUCUUUGCUCAUCCAAAACCCAACUAUAACUCAACCACAUAUCUCACUCUUACUCUCUCCAUCCUCCACCAUGGGCUGCACAUGUUGACAAUAUUUAUGUGCUAGAGGCCUCUACCGUAGACUCAGAGCGCGCAGCGCGCAGUUGUCAGACAGACACCGAUCCCAAAAGCCUGAAAAACCCGAAAACAAGGAGACCUUACUAACAGAAGAUAAAAGAAAGGAGGCUGAAAUUCGACGAAAUGGGGGUGUGUUCGAGCAGGCCGAAAAGAGGGAACUAUGCAUGGGAGAAUGAUCCAAGGAUGUUUAUACAGAAAAUGAGGCUACUGCAGCAGGAGAUCAAUGCAAUAUUGAAGCAGAGGGAGGAAGAGACCGAGGUUUACGAGAAAGAACUGAUGGUGUUUGCGUUCAGGGAAGCGGAGUGGAAGAAAGAGCGAAAGAAGCUCAGGGAAGAGGUAAAAGGGCUAAAGAAGAGCUUGGAAGAGCGCGAAGAGAGGAUCAGACAGAUGGAAGAGGAGGCCGAGGGGGGUAUUGGUAUUGCAAGAAAGAGCGAAAUUUCAUCAGAUGGAAUGGCAACAGAUUGUCGUAAUAGUAGUAAUAUUGCUGCUGCGGCUGCUGCUACGAGCUUGUCGCUGAUGGAACAGAUGAGGGAAGAAAGAGCAAGAAGAGAUGAGGCUGUUGAAAAAUGGAAGAUGUUGUAUCUUGCUAUUAAGCAUGAGCUUGAUGAUCUGAUUCAAAGGACACAUGAAGGGACACUAAACUGGAGAGCAGAUGAAGAAGAAUUGAUGGAAGAUCUUCAACGGGAGUUGAAAGCGAGGGACGAAACGAUUCAAGUGUUAAAAGCACAAUUAGCUUCAAUGGAAGAUGAAGAAUAUAAGAGGAAAAGGGAAGUGGACAUUCUGAGACAAAGUUUAAGAAUAAUGAGCACCAAUAGUAAUAAUAAGGUUGCAACUUCUGCACAUGUUAAAAACCUCUCUAAGUCUUCAAUCCGUUUUACUAAGCUAGCGUUUGUAAACUAGAACAUUAUAUGAAUUUUGGAAUGGAAUAUCUUAGAUUGUAUCCAAUCAAAGCGAUAAUGUUUCUGUUAAUACUAAAUUUUACUCAUUUUCGGUUGUUUGAUCUGCAAA